Molecule: messenger RNA, 4076 nt
Organism: Schistocerca nitens (vagrant locust)
Lineage: Eukaryota; Metazoa; Arthropoda; Insecta; Orthoptera; Acrididae
Product: band 7 protein AGAP004871
Exons: 9
Coding region: 208-1305 (365 amino acids)
Cellular component (GO): plasma membrane
Source: RefSeq, a predicted model, not a curated record
UACGUCGAGCAGUUCUCGAAGACUACCGGUAACACAAGCGUGCGGAGCUUUAGAGAGACUCCUGCCUGUCGUAACGAUGUUAUCAGGGUGUCUGUUUAGGUUUUCUUUAGAACGGAAAUGAACCAGAAUAAAUGAGUACAAGAAAGAGAUCGGAGAUCCAUACGUGUACACCCGAGGUGCCAACAGCAGUCAACGCAGACAUCAGCAAUGUCCAAGGAGCUUAUUCAGUCCGCCGAGCAAGUGUUUCCACAGGAAGCAACGGACCUGGAAGCUUGUCGCCAGCCCCAGCGUCAUUCUUACUUACAAGGGUCGUGCAGCGCACAGUCCCAAUAUCAACAGCCGCGGCUGCACCAUUCACAAAUAUCACCAGUUCAGUCACAGGCAUUCGAAUUACCACCGAAUCAAGAAGGGCCACUAUCUUCCCACGAUAUUCCCCAAGAGUGUCGACCUCAUCAGCAAAUACAGACAUCAAAACCAUCAUCGCGAGCUGACGAACCGGAACACGACUCCGGGCUGUGUGGGACCAUCCUGACCGCCAUCUCCUGGGUCCUAGUCGUCCUAACGCUGCCCUUCUCUCUCUUCGUCUGCUUCAAGGUUGUCCAAGAAUAUGAACGAGCAGUAAUAUUCCGCCUUGGGAGACUGAUGUCUGGAGGUGCCAAAGGACCAGGAAUCUUCUUUAUCUUACCCUGCAUUGAUUGCUAUGCUAGAGUGGACUUGAGAACACGAACAUAUGAUGUUCCUCCACAAGAGGUUCUUACAAAGGACAGUGUGACAGUGUCAGUGGAUGCUGUGGUGUAUUAUCGUGUCUCAAAUGCAACUAUUUCUGUUGCCAAUGUGGAGAAUGCUCAUCAUUCAACACGACUGCUGGCACAAACCACUUUGCGAAAUACACUUGGCACACGGCCACUCCAUGAAAUUCUCAGUGACAGGGAUACAAUAUCAAGUCAAAUGCAACUGACACUCGAUGAUGCUACUGAAGCCUGGGGAAUCAAAGUUGAGAGAGUUGAGAUAAAGGAUGUGAGACUUCCUGUGCAGUUGCAGAGAGCAAUGGCUGCUGAGGCUGAAGCAGCCCGAGAAGCAAGAGCAAAGGUAAUUGCAGCUGAAGGUGAACAAAAGGCUUCAAGAGCCUUACGUGAAGCAUCUGAAGUUAUUGGAGACUCUCCUGCUGCUCUCCAGCUCCGGUAUUUGCAGACUUUGAAUACAAUUUCUGCUGAGAAGAAUUCUACAAUUGUUUUCCCACUGCCUAUUGACUUUUUGACAUAUUUCAUAAAAGCAUCUGAAAUGCAAAAUGCUGCGAAACAAUGAAGAUCACACCAUCUGAGAUACAAUAUUUUUUCAUUGCUUCAAUGAAAUAUACUUUCCCAUUUAUGUACAACAUGAAUGUUGUAAGUGUCGAUUUUUAUAAUCAUAGAAAGGGCCAGAGUAAGUCUCUAUACUUUCUGUAAACAGUGUUUGUUACCCCUGGUACUGCUGUCAAGAAACUAACAUAUAAACAAUGCAAUUUACAUAGGCUGUGUUACAUUUUCCCAUAUCAGUAAUAUAGGGUCAAUUUGUAUAUGUUUUAAUUCACUGGUUAGCUUUCCUUUUCAUUUCUAAGAUUCUAAAAGAAUAACCACGCUACAAAUAACUGAAAACUUUAUACAAAUGCAUGGAAGAUAUAAUGCAAAAAUGGAAGACUGACAACCAUUUAUAAAUAGAAUAUUGGUACAAAUAAUAGCCUUUAGGAAUAUUUUCUAAAUCAUUGACAAUUGGUGCAAUCACUAUAACCCUUAAGAAUCAGCUCGGUUUUGUUUACAAGCCAUUAAGAUUUAAAGAUAACCUGAUUAUUACUGUAGCAUAGUAAUAAUAUUUUUUACUUAUCCGUAGAAUAAUUCAGUUUUACAUACAUGAGAAAAUGCUACAAUUUAUGUACAAAGUGACUGACAGAAAGGAUCCAGGGAAUCAAUCAAUUAAGGUCUAAGUACUGUGCACAUUAGUAUUAGAACAAGAAUUUGUUUUCUUAAUGAAAGAUAAUGGAAGAUAUUAUAAAUUUGAAACUGUGAUAUUAUAUUGAUUGAAACCAAAACAAAUUAUGUUUCCCACAGGAAAUAACUUAUUGACACUUUAAUCACAAAUAUAAAAUAUUUUUUCUCCAUUGCAUAUGCCCAUCUGAAUUCAUUAUAAUCAUGUUACCAGUACUGUAUUUUUUAUUUGAUCAUCGAUUUCUCACAAGACAUUCUAAUUUAUGUUUACCCCCUUUAACACUGUUCACAUUGCACUGCAUAGUUCGAUUUUGUUUGCUAAAGUAAUGAAACUAUGAUCACAAUAUAACAUGUUGUAUGUCAAUCCAUAUCUCUGAAAUAUACAGUCCAGUUGUAUUGUAAUACAAUAUGUCAAAAUAGCAUCUAUGUGGCUCAGUUUGCAACAAACUUAUUUCUGCUGUGCUGCUAUAUUUGGAUUUAUUGAAAAAUACUGUAGCUACAAAUACAUCCAUGCCUGAAAGUAUAUUCAGAUGAACAUGGAUCUUGUGACAAAAUGUAGAAAGUGAUAGUAUGAAAAUAAUCUUGAUGGUUUUAGAUAAAUUUGUAGUUGUAAGAACCAGAGAAUCUAAUAAAUUAUAUCUGUGUGUGUUCAGUUGUUAAAAUUCUGGAAUAUCUCCAUAAUCUUACAUAAUUCUCCUCCAACAAAAUAUGCAUUUAGCCAAAUGCUAGUAGAACAGUGCUGAUGAAUGUAUAACUGCUUAAAAUUGUUUAAAGCUGUGUGUUUUAAUAAUGAACUAUGCACAUAUUAUUACAUUAGCAUUGUCUUACAGUUAGUUCCUAGCAACAGUGACCUUUUCCUGCUUUAAGUUCAUAUGAUUCACCCAGUUUGUGAUAGAUUAAUGAAAAAUGGUAAGUAAGGCAGUGCAUUUUAUAACACAUAAUUUUUUUUUUAUUUUGAAGAACUGUCAAUGCAAAUAAAACAUUUAUAAACAGUAAAAUGUGAAAUGUAUGUAUCUACCACAUACACUGCUUAUAUGAACAGUGCAUGUGAAAAGAUGAACUAAAUAUAUAUGCCAAUUUAUUCUUGUUUUAUACAUAUCAUGGAUAAUGGAAACAAUUUAGGGUUUGUAUGUGUGAUUACUAUUAAAAUAUUUUCUUUUUCUAUGGGCAGUACAUGAAACAGUGCAAUAUGUCACAUUCCAAUUUUUGUACAAGCACUAACAGAAACCACCUAAACCUGAAGCAUUAUUGACUAUGAAUAAUAAAUUCAGCAAGAUUUUAUUCGUUAAGUUCUUUAAAUUAUAAAAAGUAAUGGCCUGGUUUGCAAAUGACUUUUCAGGAAAAUUAAACUAGAAAUUAAAUCUAUAAAGCCACAUACAAUAGAGACAUUAUAUAUAGUGCCUUCUGUUGCUUUAUCUUGGCUAUUUUAUAAAUAAUCUUUAUUUAAUUUCAUUUUUUAAUGUUCCAUUCUAAUUCAAUAACUUAUGAGCAACUUAGAAACAGAACAGGUCAUUAGUUGUUAUACUCAAGUAUUGCAUUCGAAAACAGCACAAGUAUCAAAAUGUAUAUGACACUAUUCACAUUGAAAACAACAUGGUAAAAAAUAAAAAGGACCCCUGAUACAGAUUUUUAUGUUGGCCCUUGCCAGAUCGUAAAAGACACAUGUACUUAACAAAGCUAAGAGAAGAAAAAAUGAGGCAAAACAUAUGCUCUCCAGUUCUGAUACGUGAGUUUUUUUCCCAAGAUGUCAAGAGAGGAUAACUAAAACUAAAGAAUUGUUACACACUAUGUUGCUACCAGUUCUGAGAUUUGUAAAAGUGAGAAAUGUUUGCUUUUGCUCUGUUCUUUACUGAUUACAUUUAAGAUACUAUGAGCAGAUUUUUGUGUCUCAUCUACAAUCAGUUUACCACAAAGGGCAAACACAUGGCAAACCAAUUAUAUUUGCCUGCUUUAAACAAACAUUGUUGCAGCAUGUUUAUAAUCUCAUUACAUGUCUUCUACAAAGAAUGCUUUGACAAUUCAGUACAAUCACUUACUUUAAAAUAUAUUUUCAUGAAUGUUGUCUAAUAUUAUCUAAGUUAAUCAUAUUAUCUCCGUGUACAUUGUUUAUCUUUU